AUGCAAGAAGCGGCAGCAUUCCAAAUGCCUCUUCAGCUGAGGCAGCUUUUUGUCGACAUUUGCCUGUUCUGCAAUCCCUCCGACGCUCUGCAUCUAUUUGAAAUCAACCUGAACCAUCAGAUGGAAGACUACAUUAGAAGCGGACACGAAGCAAACGUGGCCAAGAACUUGACGUUGAAAUGGAUUCAGGACAAGCUACGUCUCCACAACCAGACGAUGGAAGAUCUCUCCUUGCCUGUCCCGGAUUUCCAUCUGAUUAACCAACUGGUCGAAGCUCAGAUGGAAGAGAACAACGAAAACAGUCAAAGAGAAAAGAGACUGAUGGGCGAAAUGAUGUUGGCGCAACUCAACGACGGGCAACGCGCGGCCUUUGAUCAAGUCAUGACUGCUGUCAACGAUGUCAACAACUCACAUCCGAGGCAGUAUUUCCUGGACGGCUCUGGAGGAACGGGAAAGACCUUUCUCUACAACACCCUCAUCACCGUCCUCCAAGGCCAAGGGAGACGAGUCAUCGCAGUGGCUUCCACGGGGAUCGCGUCCACUUUGUUACUGGGAACAACUUACCAUUCGCAGUUCAAGAUUUAUCCUCCAAUAACAGAGACGACACGAUCGAAAAUCGAAGAAGCUAGCUACAACGCGCAACUGAUCAGAAACGCCAGUCUCAUAAUUUCCGACGAAGCCACCAUGAAGACCAACCACGCCCUCGACGCGAUCAAUCAUCUUUUCCAAACUGUCAUGAAGAAUCGCGUCGAUCCCUACGGUGGCAAAUUCCUCUUGCUCGGCGGCGAUUUUAGACAGUGCUUGCCAGUUGUGAGACACGGAAACAGGGUCAAAAUCAUCGAAGCGACCAUCACCAAUAACGCGACUUGGCCUCUUUUUCGACAGCUUCGAUUGGUGCAAAACAUGCGCACCGUCGAUGAUCUCAUCGAAAUCCCGCAAGACCUUCUCAACAUUCGAACUAACUUAAUCGAACACGUUUUUGGCGAUCCAUCGGAUUUCUUAAACGAAGGCGUCAGAGAACAAGUUUGUAACCGGGCUAUUCUAUGUCCCAAGAAUGAAGACUGUCUUAGGAUCAACAACAAGAUCAUUGGCGAGAUGCCUGGCGUGUUGAAAGUCUGCAAAAGUAUCGACACUAUCGAUUCAGAGGACCCAGAGGAAAUUUCCAACUACCCUCCGGAAAUUUUAAAUACCUUCAACGUCUCCGGGCUACCUCCGCACCAACUCAAACUGAAAAUAGGAGCCAUCGUCAUUCUUCUCAAGAACAUUGACUCGCGACAGGGACUUUUCAACGGCACGAGGCUCAUCAUCAAGGCCCUCAGCGGUAACCUGAUUGUGGCAGAGAUCGCGGCCGGGAAACACAAAGGACACAACGUCUUCCUUCCGCGGAUGUCCAUGUCUCCCACCGACUCUGACUUGCCCUUCAAACUCAAAAGAUUGCAGUUUCCUGUGCUUGUGGCUUUCGCUAUGACCAUCAACAAGUCACAGGGACAGACUUUUGAGCGAGUAGGCAUCUACCUUCCGGAAUCCGUUUUCAGCCACGGCCAACUAUACGUCGCUUUCUCGCGUGCAACAUCCAGAGAAGGUGUCAAGGUUCAGUGCGAAGAAACAGAGGAACAGGGCAAGCUACGGGAAUAUUCCACAAUCAACGGAACAAGAUAA
Daphnia magna is the source of this 1659-nucleotide messenger RNA. RefSeq names its product ATP-dependent DNA helicase PIF1-like. NCBI's taxonomy places the organism in Eukaryota, Metazoa, Arthropoda, Branchiopoda, Diplostraca, Daphniidae. Gene Ontology annotation, molecular function: DNA helicase activity. The record is from RefSeq and is a predicted model, not a curated record. Gene Ontology annotation, biological process: telomere maintenance; DNA repair.